Messenger RNA from Parasteatoda tepidariorum (common house spider), 3005 nucleotides. RefSeq names its product rho GTPase-activating protein 45. The record is from RefSeq and is a predicted model, not a curated record. Gene Ontology annotation, molecular function: GTPase activator activity. NCBI's taxonomy places the organism in Eukaryota, Metazoa, Arthropoda, Arachnida, Araneae, Theridiidae. Gene Ontology annotation, biological process: activation of GTPase activity; signal transduction.
AAAAAGUUUUUUUUGAAAAGUCGUUUGAAAAAUACAUCGUUUGUGAAAAAAAGUGAAAAUGACUCUGUUAUUACGUGAAAAAGUUACAUGACAGUAAACCAAAUUUUGGCAUACGAUUCAUUCUUCAUAAACUUGUUGGAUAACCAUUUUUGAUUUAAAAACUGGAUAUAAUUUCAAGUAUUCACUCUGGCUAAUUCUGUUAUGAAAAGGUGUGACAACAUGACAAAACUUCGGCGAUCUGGGUCCAUGGAUUUCGGCAAUCCAAGCAUGUCUAAUGUUUUAGACAUGGCUAAAGCUUUAUGCUUGGCAUGCAAGCAAAGAAGCAAACCUAAGCGAAGCUUUAGUCUUUUUCAAAUUAAGAGCUGUCCACCUGAAGAAAUAUACUCAGUUCGAAAUCUACCACCUCGCAUGGAAGGCGGUCACACUCCUGCCUCGGCACCUACAGGCGAGGUCAUCCCUGUGGUGCAGAGCCGGAGUGCCAGUGGUGCCAGUGCCACCUCGGCUGCAGCCCGAUCUCUCUCCAUGAAUUCCGUGAGCAGCGAGGGUUCAGCUGAAAGCCAUGUUGUGGAGCAGGAAGAUAUAAUCGUUCUCACGCAUGAUGUCAGGAGUUUCAAAGAAGCUCUAGGAAAACUUAGAAGAAUAUUCCAUCCAGAAAGAGAUAAAACAGAAACUAUGCGCGUCACUUCCCAUGAGCGAUUAGGAGAAGUUCUCAGAAUAUUGAGGAGUAUUCUAGAAAAAUACCCGCCGAUACAAUCGACUGAGUUGUUAAUGACCGCCGGUACUCUAAUUCAACAAGUGAAAGGAUACAAUUAUGAAGACGAGAAAUCAGACCCUUCGAAUUUUUUUGAUGCAAUUGACCAGCUGGCUCUGGCUUUCAGCAGCAGGGUGUCUGAAUAUUUGAUGGGUGACCUUGACAGUUCUUCACAGCCAGUACCAAAAACAAGAUCCUGUGAUAACUUAUUAUCGGCUGAUGGUGAAUGUGAUCCUUUCGUUAGAGAAAAAAGAUUGGUUUCUACUCUCCCACCUGAAGAAAUUGAUGCCCGCUUAGCUAGAUUAAAUGAUGGAGUUGAUCUGGCAUUAAGAAGAGCUAAAGUAUGGUCAAAGUAUGCUAAAGAUGUGAUGACUUACAUUGAAAAGCGCUGCUGUGCAGAAGCUGAACAUGCCAAAAACCUAGUCAAAUUAGCGCAAACUAUGAGGCCAAUACUAAAAGAAGAGAGUUUCUUACCCUUUCAAUCCAUUUAUUAUAUGGCACUAGACCAGGAUUAUGAUAAUGGGCAAACAAGUUUAAAAACCUGUGCUGUACUUCAAGGACACAAAUUUAUUGAGCCUCUUACAGCAAGAAGAAAUGAACAUGAGAGGUACCGCAAACAAAUAAAAGAAACUUGGCAUAGAGAAUUAAAACGAACACAAGAAUCAAUUGUAAAUUUACGAAAAGCAAAGGCCUUGUAUUUCCAACGACAACAAGAAUAUGAAAAAGCAAAAGAUUCUGCUGUACGAGCAGAGAUUAAUGAAGGAGUUGAAGCUAGCAAAGUAGACAAGAAACGUAGGGUUGAAGAUGAUGCUUUACAAAAGGCAAUGGAAGCUGAAACUACUUACAAAUCUUGUAUACUUGAUGCUAAUGAAAGACAGCUCUCUUUGGAAAAAAUUAAAUGUGAAGUACUGCAGCAAGUUCGAGAAUUAAUAUACCAAUGUGACCAAACUAUGAAAGCGGUAACUGUUGGAUAUUUUCAACUACAGUCAACUUUAUCAGCUCAUGCUCCUGUUCAGUUCCAAACCCUGUGUGAAAGUAGUCGUUUGUAUGAACCUGGAACUCAAUAUAUGGAAUUUGUUAAAAGACUUCCACAACCCACUGGACCAGUAUCUAAUGGAACUUCUCCCUUUACAUUUGAAUCUUAUUCAUCUGAAAAUAGGCUAGAAAAAACUAGGCGAUCAAAUGGUUCAAACGAGAGUAAUGAAGAUAUUCUCAACCACAAUCUUUUGGAACCUAGACUGUCGACUGAUAGUCGAGAAAAAAUCAGAACUGUACAACCUAUAAAAGCUUGGGGAGCAUCAACUCAAGCCACCAUGGGAAGUGACUCGGACAGCAUGAGCAGCUGUCCGAGCAACAAAUCCCAAGACACUAGUCCAGCUGCUAGUCCACACAUAACUGCCAGAAAAAUAGUACACGUAUCUUCUGGAGAUGAACUAGAAACUGAUCAUGACAAUGUGGAUACUUUUGGACAAGCUAGAAGGCCAUGUAUGUCAAAAGCUGCAGAAACACAUACAUUUAGAAGAUUAAAAACACCUUCCAGAUGUAGAGAAUGUGAUUCCUAUGUUUAUUUUCAUGGUUUUGAAUGUUUUGAGUGUGGCUUAGCUAGUCAUAAGAAAUGCCUUGAAUCGUUAGCUAUUCAGUGUGGGCGUAAACGAUUGCCUCGCAAAAUGACUACUUUUGGCGUUGAUUUGACUACACAUGCUGAUGAAUCUGGCGAAGAAGUACCCUAUAUUGUAAAUAAAUGUAUUGCUGAAGUUGAAGAAAAAGGAUUCUACUUAAAAGGUAUCUAUCGAGUUUCUGGAGUCAAAUCUAAAGUAGAAAAGUUGUGUCAAAGUUUUGAAAAUGGAGCAGAGUUGGUGGAUUUGGAAGGAGUUCAUCCUAAUGUGGUUUCAAAUGUUUUAAAGUUAUAUUUAAGACAACUACCUGAACCUCUUCUCACCUACAGGCUUUAUCCUGAUUUCAUAAAAAUUGCAAAAGAUUAUCCCUCUCAAAAAAAUGAAGAACAGUCAUCUUCUCAUGGUGCUGUUGAAGAAUUGAAAAAACUGGUUCUUCAUCUACCACCUAUUCAUUUUGCUACCUUAGCAUGCCUUAUGCAUCAUUUACAUAGGGUCACUGAAUAUUCAGAUCAUAAUAAUAUGCCUCCAAGUAACUUGGGUAUUGUUUUUGGUCCAACUUUAUUACGUACUAGGUAUGGCUAUUUUGUAUAAUUUUUAAGCAUUCUUAAAUAAAGCUUUUAUAUUACGUAUUUAUACUA